AACAUGCAGAUGUAUCCUACCAUUAUGAAAGAUAAAUAAUAAGUCACUGCAAUAUUAACACAACAGGUUAUCGCCUCUUUGGUGGGAGUUUACUACUUAAUUCACAUGUUACAAGGGGCUGCAUACCAGGUGGAGCCAAACAGCCGUUUUCAGCACAAAGGGAGGAUGUCUGCCUGACUUGUAUUUAAAUCCACCCACGUUACAGCUCCUAUCCUUUGAUCAGCCCAACUUGAGAUCUGAUGGGAAACUCUCAUCCGUCACGAUUCAGACCAGACUUCCACAUCCCAUAUGAAACUCGGCAGGCAAGGCAGGAGAGCAGCGCAGGGACUUACUUUGGGUCAAUGAGGAUGCCGACUGUGAAGUAUCAGAGAGGGGACAUGGUGAUGGGCCGCUGGCCUGGCAGCAGCCUGUAUUAUGAGGUCAAGGUGUUGGGCUUUGAUGCAACAAGUCAGCUUUACACUGUCAUCUACAAGGAUGGUACUGAGCUGGAGCUCAAGGAGCAAGACAUCAAGAGUGCUGCUGGUUUCCAGACCCGUGCUCGCUCCCGCUCUCGCUCUCGAUCACCAGGCCGCCGUCGCAGCCGGUCACGCUCCCCAGCAAGGACCACAAGACGCUCGUCCUCCCGCACUGCGGCGGCUGUCGCUGCUGCAGCUAUAACGGAGAGUGCACCGUCCUCCCGCAGGGAUACAAACCUGAAGGACGCACUAGAAGUCAGGCUCAGUCCCCUGCAACAGACAAAAGCAGCUGAGAACAAUAGCCACAAUAAGCAUGAAAAGAAAGAGGAGAAACAAAAAGAGGAGAAUAACACUGCUAACAAAGUAAAUGAGAAGUCUGAGGCUAAGGUAGAGGCAGAGCCUGAGAAGAACCAAGGCCGUUACAAUCUGCGCCGCAGGAAGGACGACGGAGAUGUCAAACCAGUUGAGGCCAAACCAGAGCAGCUGGAGGAGAAGGAUGCCAAGCUGGCUGCAGUUCCUGCUGCCUCCCUCUCCACCCCACUUGACUUUGGAGGGAAGAUAGGAGCGUACUUCUGGCUGCUCUUCCUGCCAGCCUGGGUUCUUUUCCUGGUACUCCAAGUCAACCUGGAGGACCCCAGCCUGGCCAACUUCCCUCCUCCCCUGCCCCCUCUUGAAGCCUUCUGGGAUACCCAGGCUCUUGGCUUUGUUGUCCUCUGGAUCUUAUUCCAGGCCCUGCUCUACAUCCUGCCUGUUGGAAGGCUGAGCGAGGGCAUGCCACUGAAGUCUGGGGAGAGGCUGCAGUACAGAACCAAUGGUUUCUUUGCCAUCGUGGUGAGUUCUGUAGCUGUAGCAGCAGCGGUGCACCAGGGUAUUGACCUCACCUACAUCCACAGCCACUUCCUGCAGCUGGCUGUGGCCUCCUUCCUCAUCUCUGUCCUGCUUAGUGUCUACCUGUAUGUCCGCUCUCACUAUGCUGCCCCAGAGCAGCUGGCACUGGGGGGGAACUCUGGCAAUGUGGUUUAUGACUUUUUCAAAGGACAUGAGCUCAAUCCCCGCAUCAAAGACUUUGAUCUGAAAUUCUUCUGUGAGAUGCGCCCUGGUCUGAUUGGCUGGUGUUUUAUCAACUUCGCCAUGGCGCUGGCUGAGAUGAAGCAGCAGGGUCUGGACGCACCAUCUUACUCCAUGAUCCUUGUGAACCUCUUCCAGCUUCUCUACGUGGUGGACGGCCUCUGGAAUGAGGAGGCCAUCCUGACCACCAUGGACUUUAUGCACGAUGGUUUUGGUUUCAUGUUGGCUUUUGGUGAUCUGGUGUGGGUUCCCUUUACUUACACCCUGCAGGCCUAUUACCUGGUCAGCCACCCCAACCCCCUGAGUCUCCCUGCCCUUGCAGUCAUCGUCACACUCAAACUCGUUGGCUUCUACAUCUUCAGGAAAUCCAACUCUGAGAAGAACGCCUUCAGGAGAAACCCAUCAGACCCCAAACUGUGUCAUCUGAAGACUAUCCCCACAGCUACAGGGAAGAGUCUGCUGGUGUCCGGCUGGUGGGGUGUGGUCCGCCACCCUAACUACCUGGGAGACCUUAUCAUGGCUCUGGCCUGGUCCCUACCCUGUGGCUUCAGCCACCUACUGCCAUGGUACUACAUGAUCUACUUCAUCAUCCUGCUCGUGCACCGAGACUCCCGCGACAUGAGCGAGUGCAGGAGGAAGUACGGCUCGGCGUGGGACGAGUACUGCCGAACUGUUCGCUACCGGAUCAUCCCCCGCGUCUACUGAGGAACCAGCGCUGGACUCUCUUGAGCUGAGGCCUUUUUUGACCCAAUAUUAUGGCUGUGAAAGCUCUCAAAAAAUCCAAAUAUGAAUGGAUUGACUGACUGAUUCGAUUUUUUUUUUUUUUUUUUUUUUUAAGAAUGUUUUUGUUUUUUUAACCAAGAAAUUUUAAAAUCCUGACUCUGGACUGAAGGCGCUACAGAGCUUAGAAUUUUUUGAUGCAAGAAAAAAAGACACUCAUUGGUAUUAUGGACUGUUUGAAGAAUUGCCUUUUUUAAUAAAAAAUACUCAAAAAUAUAUACUUUUAAAAGUUUACAAAAUGGGGGGGACGCCUCUGCCAGGAAUGUCUUGUUAGGAUGUAUAUUUUUGUACAUACACAUUUGUUUUUAUACUUCAAGAAUAUCUCACCACUUGCAUAUUUUUUGGUAAGUUUUACUCUGCUCCCAUAUUCCAAAUGUUAUAAUAUCAGCUUGGCUAUUAUGAAUAAUUUUGUAAGUACGCCUUCCUACUAUAAUUAUACUGCUUGUGUAUAUUUUUGAAGGAUGGGAUUAAAAAUGCUACUUUUUAAAUUACCUGUACAGUGGAACUAGGACUCAUGUUCUUUCUCAGGACCCAGGAUGUUGUCAGAAAGUUGAAUUAGAAAAGUUUUGUCUCAAUAAUUUUGUUGUGUAUAAUGUUAUAUAAAUAUCUAGUUUUGACUUGAGAGUGUGUAAAAUGAUUUUGGAGGUUUCAAGAAAAAUGCACUAAUGUGUUAAGGCAUUUUUUUUCUUACGUUAUCAAUUCCAAAGUGUGUUUGAUUUGGCUUUGCUACCUCGGGUUCACUCACUCUCCAGUCCUUCCUCCUCUGUGCCCUCUGGGAGGCAGUGGGUGUAAUUAUGAGUGCGACAUCUAAGGAAAAUGAGUUAGACUUGUUUUUCAUUUCAACAAUAACGUUAGUAUCUGUUAUGGACAAGUGGCGCCCAUCCACAUCACACGCCUUUAGAAUGGAAUUACCAGCUACUUUGAUUUCCUGCAUUUUGAUGGCUCUGAUGAAACCAUAUGUAUUUUGCCCUGCUCGCUUCUGGAGCAUAUUCUUUAUGAACUGGUCGUUGAUUUGCCACCACUGCCACGUGAAUUUGGUUUCAACCUAUUUAAGCUUUAACAUGCCAGGUCAUAAGACAAAAACUAUUUUAAUGAAGUUUAUACUGUGACAAUGUGCAGAGCUGUUGACUGUCUUAGCAUUUAUCACCUGUGCAUUUGCAAACCCAAAAAGUAUUUUAUGCAUGUGCAGCAGUAGAUGAGUACAUAAGUAGCAGUACAUUAACUAGGUAGCAUUUUUUUUAAUGCUGUGCUGACUGAAUACCAUGUAAAUAUUUUUUUUUUUUUUGAAUCAUGUAUUUUGAGUAAAAGAGGUGACUAGUGAUAAUAGAAAUGUUUCUCAAUAGAUAUUUAAUGUUGCUUUUUAUUUGGGUUUUUUUUUGUUAACUACCUAAUUUUGACCACUGUAGUAAUGUUUACACCUAUCUGCCAUGUUUUUGGACAAUAUUUCAAAAUGUGUUAAAACAAAUGUAAAAUGGUGUGCAACAUUCUUUACCUGAUCAGAGACAAAACAUGUUUGACACUUGAAGCCACCAUCCUGUAUGCCCCAAGAUACUUUAUGGUGAUUAUGAUUAUGUUUUUUAUUCUUUCUUAAUAUUAUGUUCUUUUCUCUUAGGUUUGGUCUGUGAGUGGAAAGCAAUAAGUUGGAUGUACUCAGAUAUAUGACAACAAUGAAUGAGAAGUUAACAGGUCCACCAGGCUGUCAGUGAGGAUGAAAUCAAAUCUGUGACAGUGGCAGAAAAAAGCUUAUCUGUACAAAUGUUGGCAUAAAAUAAAGUUUUACAUUAUUUCCUU
This is a messenger RNA of Siniperca chuatsi (mandarin fish), 4094 nucleotides long. It is a transcript of the gene lbr, whose product is annotated as lamin B receptor. The coding region runs from base 240 to 2228 and encodes 662 amino acids. Gene Ontology annotation, cellular component: nuclear inner membrane. The record is from RefSeq and is a predicted model, not a curated record. Lineage: Eukaryota; Metazoa; Chordata; Actinopteri; Centrarchiformes; Sinipercidae. The transcript is spliced from 14 exons. Gene Ontology annotation, molecular function: oxidoreductase activity, acting on the CH-CH group of donors, NAD or NADP as acceptor. Gene Ontology annotation, biological process: sterol biosynthetic process.